Mus pahari (shrew mouse) is the source of this 808-nucleotide messenger RNA. It is a transcript of the gene Snrpf, whose product is annotated as small nuclear ribonucleoprotein polypeptide F. Gene Ontology annotation, cellular component: U1 snRNP; catalytic step 2 spliceosome. Gene Ontology annotation, biological process: spliceosomal snRNP assembly; mRNA splicing, via spliceosome. Gene Ontology annotation, molecular function: RNA binding. Bases 133 to 393 code for a protein of 86 amino acids. The transcript is spliced from 4 exons. The record is from RefSeq and is a predicted model, not a curated record. Lineage: Eukaryota; Metazoa; Chordata; Mammalia; Rodentia; Muridae.
GAGGUGAAAGGUCAGGCCGCCUUUUGGCGGCCAUUUCUCUCCGCGCGGGUCGCCUGGCUGUAGCGGCAGCCGCUCCGGUCACGAGGGGCGGGCUCGGCGGCUAGCGGGGUGCAGCGCUCGCCGGUGGUCGCGAUGAGUUUACCCCUCAAUCCCAAGCCUUUUCUCAAUGGACUGACAGGAAAGCCGGUGAUGGUGAAACUUAAGUGGGGCAUGGAGUACAAGGGCUACCUGGUCUCCGUGGAUGGCUACAUGAACAUGCAGCUUGCAAAUACAGAAGAAUACAUAGAUGGGGCAUUGUCUGGACAUCUGGGUGAAGUUCUAAUAAGGUGUAAUAAUGUCCUCUACAUCAGAGGCGUUGAAGAGGAGGAGGAAGAUGGGGAAAUGAGAGAAUAGCAUCUUGGAAUUUUGGAUUUUUUUUUUUUAUAUAUAUGUAUUUCUAUACAAUAAAGAUUUGGGGUGUUUUUUUUCAACUUGACUUGUGGACUGUUUAUAUGCAGACAUAUGCAAAGUGCAAAUGUUAAAACAAUGGAUGGAUAAUUCUUAGAACUAAAGUUUUAAAAGCCUCCCAGUUUUAAUUCAAGGGACUUUUUUGUAAUCCCACUGCCGAUUUAACUGAGACCUCAUAAAAGCUGCUGUGUUGUUUAAGGUUUCCAAACCACUUUUAACAUGCAGAAAGUUAGACAUUUUCUUAGUAUUAAUAAAUCAUUAUUUCUAUAUUGAUAUAGACUAAAUGUAUAUUUCAAAACAUGAAAAUUGAAAUAACUAUGGAGAUAAGACAAUACAAAUUGAUAUUUAAGCUGAAGAUGUA